This is a messenger RNA of Miscanthus lutarioriparius, 792 nucleotides long. NCBI's taxonomy places the organism in Eukaryota, Viridiplantae, Streptophyta, Magnoliopsida, Poales, Poaceae. The record is from the annotation of a GenBank genome assembly.
AUGGAGGGCCUCGAGAAGUACUACGAGUUCAGCCCUAGCGAUCAGAGACUCAUCGACGCCUACCUUCGCCGCAAGAUCGCCGGCAAAGAUGUAGGCAGCGGCUCCAUCCACGACGCCGAUGUGACCUCCAACCACCCCUACCAUCUCGUGCGGAAGCACGCGCCCGCGCCUGGGAGUCUCAACGGCGGUGUAGACAAGGGAGUCUGGUUCUUCUUCAGCCCGAAGCGCUACGUCGGGAAUUCGAAGGCGAGCGCGCGCAGCGGAUCUCGGCUCCGGAACUGGGCGCGAACCGUGCUCGGCGUCGACGGCAAGAAGAAGGGGGCGUGGCACACGGAGGGUAGGAAGAAGACGGUGCACGGAAGCUCUGGCGGGUACUUUCAGAAGCUGUCGUACGAGGAGGUGACGCCGUCGGGGUCGGUCGUCAAGACGGGAUGGCUGAUGAUCGAGUACGCCAUCGAGGAAGACCACGGCGGCGGCGGCGCCAUGGUCAUAGGCAAGGUGUACAAGUCACCACGAGGCCCUGGAUCCGACGUGCCGUCGUCGUCGAGCAAGAGGAAGGCGGACGUCGUCGAACAGCCCGUCGUCGAACAGUUGCAGAGGCCAUGGAACCGAACGCACGAGGAGGCCGGGCAUGUUUUUGGCUGGCAACCUGCUGCAGCGCGAGGACUUGACAACGACAGACUACUACGCGGAUGCGCCGGCGGUGUAUCAAGAUACAGAUCACAUAUUGGGAAGCGGCGAAUCGGCGACGUCGGCGGACCAAUGCAUAGGGAAGACAAAUCAGGUGCCUAA